Molecule: messenger RNA, 765 nt
Organism: Zychaea mexicana
Lineage: Eukaryota; Fungi; Mucoromycota; Mucoromycetes; Mucorales; Lichtheimiaceae
Product: snare associated Golgi protein-domain-containing protein
Exons: 3
Coding region: 1-765 (254 amino acids)
Biological process (GO): mitotic spindle elongation; vesicle-mediated transport
Cellular component (GO): Golgi membrane
Source: RefSeq, a predicted model, not a curated record
AUGGGCGCAAGUGGAUACAUUUUGCUGGGGUUUCUAAUCUUUCUAAGUGGAUUUCCUCCCAUGGUGGGGUAUGGACUGUACCUCACGCUAUCUGGCUUCACAUUUGGAUUUGCCGCUGGAUUUCCAUUGUCCUAUUUCAGCGCAUUGGCUGGUGCCGUUGCCUGUUUUGUUGUUUCCCGGCUAUGGUUAAAAGAUCGGGUUCAGAGGUUCAUGUUGAGACACCCAAACCUCCAUGCUGUGGUCCGUGCAGUCGAAAAAUCCGGGUUUAAGAUGUUUCUUUUGAUACGACUCUCUCCGUACCCUUUUAACAUCCUGAAUGUCUUGUUCUCGGCAACCGAUAUUUCGCUCAGGGACUUUACCCUUGGCACUGCAAUAUCCUUAACCAAAAUUGGCAUCCAUAUAUACAUUGGCAGCAGUUUUACAUCAUUUUCUAAGCGAAUACUGGGUGACGAUGAUGACAUGACUGACGACGAGCGCACUGCAGAUAACAUACGCAUUGCUGCAACGGUAAUUGGAUCUUUUCUCUCGUUUGGCGUGAUGGCGUAUAUUUAUGCCGUCACAAAACGUGCUGUAGCACAAGCCAACAAUGAAGAGAAUGACGUCGAAUCCAUGGCAUUCUUGAACCGCAAUGAUACAGACAAUGGUUCUUUAGUGGAUUGGACGGAAUGGCACGACGAUGAGGAAGAAGAAGAAGACGAGGAUAGUUAUGCAAGAUCUCGUCCACAGCGACGGGCUUCCACGGAUUUAGAGCGCUCGGCAUCAUGA